AUGAGACAAUUUGCUGCGCGACUGGCAGGGUACUUUUAUAGAUGGCUCGAGAUUUCGGGAGUUGAGAAAACGUUCGAAUCACUGCGAGACAAUAUUCUAGUGGAACAAUUUUUCUUGACAUGCUCAAGCAAGCUGACGGUCUUCCUGAGAGAGCGCGACUGUCAAAGGUUGGAUGACGUAGCAGCUAAAGCUGACCUCUUCUUGGGAGCCCAGGUGCAGCAUAGCACGGGUAAGCAAAAGCGAGACGAGGCGACAAACAGGCAAGACGCUGGAAACGAAGAUAAACACGCAAGGGGUGGUCUCCGAAAGAGUAUCCGCUGCUUCCUUUGUGGGAAGAUUGGGCACAAGGCAGAAAACUGCAGAAGUAACGGCCAAGCUAUGAGGUCACUGACAUGUCGGGAUUGCGGCCGUAGUGGUCACAAGGCAGAGAACUGCAAGGGAAGGCAGAGCGAGAAACAUAAGGCGUCGUGCUUGUACACUGUGCCAACAGAUAAUUGCGAAAACGCCGACGAUUCCUACGUCACCCUGGAUAAUGGUGACAAGAUCCCGGUAGUGAAUGCGGUCACGGGGAGAGCCCCGAAAUUUCUGUCGGAGAACAUGCCGGUAGUGGAAGGACCACUGGGAGAACACAAGAUAACGGUGUUAAGGGACACCGGCUGCAACACCGUGGUUGUUCGCAAAAAACUAGUCCCUCAAGAGAACCUAACUGGAAAGUCGAGUCCAGUGUUUUUAUUAGGUCGAACAGUUCGGUACCUGCCGGAGGCGGUUAUUGUGAUACGAACGCCCUACUACACGGGAAAGCUAACGGCGAAGUGCGUCAGUAACCCCCUAUACGACUUGAUACUGGGAAACAUACCGCAAAUGCCUGAGGCUAAUGACCCUGACCCAGAAUGGGAAAAGAACAAUAAAGACAAUCUCGGCGACUGCCUAGACAAGCCGAAGGAGAGAUACGAAACGUGUUCGAACGCCAUCGGAGUCAACGUGGGCUGUCGCAGGGCAAUGGAAGCAACCAAGAGCAUCGACGAGCUUCCGGAUGAGAAACCAGCCGUAGCUGCGUCAGCGAGCGAGGGGAGAGAAGCUGGAAGACCAAUAGGAAAACUAAAACGCCCUCUGAAAGUCGCGCAGGUGUCAGUAACCGACACAACAGCCGAGGAACUCGGAAAGCAGCAGAAAGAGGACGCUACUCUUACUAAGUGUUUCAACAAUGUAGGGAAGACAACGAAGAAACACAAUCCCAGGACAAGGAUUCAGUUUUUGCUGAAGAACAACCUGCUAUACAGGAGCGUCGUAUACUCAUCCCGCAGAAGAUCAGAACAACUGGUUCUCCCAAAAAGGUUCAGGGCCGCUGCUGUAACUACGGCACAUGACAGCGUUACGUCCGGACACCAGGGGGCGAAGAACACCCUUAAUCUGGUGGCGGAAGGAUUCUUUUGGCCAUGUAUGCAAAGCGAAAUCAAAUGGUACGUUCGUUCGUGUGACGCGUGCCAACGCACCGUACCCAAAGGCAACGUGGGCAAGGCCCCCUUAGGAAGCAUGUCAAUCAUCGAGACACCUUUUCAAAGAGUCGCGAUAGAUAUCAUCGGUCCUAUAGUGCCUAUCGCAAGCUCGGGGAAUAGGUAUAUUCUUGGAAUGGUUGACAUGGCCACGAGGUAUCCUGACGCAGUAGCGUUGAAGAGCAUUGGGUCCCAGCAGGUAGCCGAGGCGUUGGUUCAGAUGUUCGCGCGGUAUGGAGUACCGGCAGAGAUCCUUAGCGAUCGCGGCACCAACUUUACCUCUGAGCUAAUGAGAGCUUUGCUUUUCGCCUACAGAUUGGUGCCCCAGGCUAGCCUCAGGUUCUCGCCAUUUGAACUGCUAUACGGGAGAAGAGUACGAAGACCACUGGCCAUCCUCAAGGAGUUGUGGUCGAACGAAGCCCUGAAAGAAGACAUGAAGACGGCAUAUGGAUACAUCUUGAAGCUAAGGGAAAAAACUAGAGGAAACAUGCAAGCUGGCGCACGUAUGCCUGCAUGA
Molecule: messenger RNA, 2010 nt
Organism: Ixodes scapularis (black-legged tick)
Lineage: Eukaryota; Metazoa; Arthropoda; Arachnida; Ixodida; Ixodidae
Exons: 2
Coding region: 1-2010 (669 amino acids)
Biological process (GO): DNA integration
Molecular function (GO): nucleic acid binding; zinc ion binding
Source: RefSeq, a predicted model, not a curated record